AGAACUCUGCGAUGGGCUGGCAGGAGUCCAUUGGGCUGGGCAGGCAGGUUCGGCUGGUGAUGCUGGGGAGGAGGAGGCGGAGGCUGCUGGUGGUGAUGGUGCCGGUCCCCCUCUCCACAGGUCUGUGAGAAGCAGGGAACAAGGCAACGACAGCGCAGCCCGACCCGGGCUGACGGACGCUGGCGACUCAGACAUGGACAGUAGCUGCCACAACGCGACUGCCAAAAUGUUAGCGACUGCUCCGGCCCGGGGCAACGUGAUGAGCACCUCCAAACCCUUGGCCUUCUCCAUCGAACGGAUCAUGGCGCGCACCCCAGAGCCCAAGGCCCUGCCUGUUCCCCAUUUCCUGCAGGGAGCCGUGCCCAAGGGGGACUCCAAGCACUCGCUGCAUCUUAACUCGUCGAUCCCCUGCAUGAUUCCCUUCGUGCCUGUGGCGUACGACACGAGCCCCAAGGCGGGAAUGACGGGCUCCGAGCCGCGGAAGGCGAGUCUGGAAGCUCCCGCGGCGCCAGCAGCGAUGCCGGCAGCGCCUGCGUUCAGCUGCAGCGACCUGCUUAACUGCGCACUGAGUCUCAAGGGCGACCUGGCCCGCGACGCGCUGCCGCUGCAGCAGUACAAGCUGGUAAGGCCGCGUGUGGUCAACCACUCUUCCUUCCACGCCAUGGGAGCCCUGUGCUACCUGAAUCGAGGCGAUGGCCCGUGUCACCCGGCGGCCGGCGUUAACAUCCACCCGGUGGCCUCUUACUUCCUCAGUUCCCCUUUGCACCCGCAGCCCAAAACGUAUUUAGCCGAAAGGAAUAAACUGGUGGUCCCGGCAGUGGAGAAGUACCCCUCGGGAGUAGCUUUCAAAGACUUGUCCCAGGCUCAGCUGCAGCACUACAUGAAAGAGAGCGCCCAGCUUCUGUCGGAAAAAAUCGCGUUUAAAACCUCUGACUUCAGCCGAGGCUCUCCUAAUACGAAGCCCAAAGUUUUCACUUGCGAAGUGUGUGGAAAGGUCUUUAACGCGCACUAUAACUUAACCCGUCACAUGCCGGUGCACACAGGAGCCAGACCCUUCGUUUGCAAAGUGUGUGGAAAGGGCUUCCGGCAAGCCAGCACCCUGUGCAGGCACAAGAUUAUUCACACCCAGGAAAAACCUCACAAAUGUAACCAGUGUGGCAAAGCAUUUAAUAGAAGUUCCACUUUAAACACGCAUACCCGAAUACACGCAGGCUACAAACCCUUUGUAUGUGAAUUCUGUGGCAAAGGAUUUCAUCAAAAAGGGAAUUACAAAAACCACAAGUUGACCCACAGCGGGGAGAAGCAGUUCAAGUGCAAUAUCUGCAACAAGGCUUUCCACCAGGUUUACAACCUCACCUUCCACAUGCACACCCACAACGACAAGAAGCCCUUCACCUGCCCCACGUGCGGCAAGGGCUUCUGCAGGAACUUUGACCUCAAGAAGCACGUCCGCAAGCUGCACGACAGCAGCUUGGGGCUGGCCCGCUCGGCUGCUGGGGAGCCAGGCGCAGACCAGCCUCCUGCUCUGCAGCCGCCGCCCGCCGCGACGCUGCCACCCCCUGGGCCCCUGCAGCCCGGGCUCCAUUCCAGCCACCAGUGAUCAAGGCCAAAGUCCCUCCCCAGCUACAGCCGGAGUACCUACUACUGAGGCAGCGGCAGAAUCGAGGUGGACCUCCCAAUCCGAGCUGGUCUGCACAGCCCAGGGCACUUUGGGUCCCACACGUUGGCGCCGACCAGACAAGCCUCUAUGUUCCCCGGCUUUUCGCCUCUUGCAUGCACCUGCUAAAUGUUUCUGUGUAUUAUAUUCUAUAUAGGCACUAACAAUUAUGAGGAAAUUUGGGGGUUUUGUUUGUUUUCUUUUUCUUUUUUUAAUUUGGGAAGGCUGUUCAUCUCGGGCGGAGAGGUGGUGUCCGUUUUGUUUUUUAAAAACAAAUUCCUGCUGUAUUUAUUGAGAUCUGUAUUAUCCUACCCGGGAAUGCUGCACCGUUUUAAUUUUAUUAUUGUAUAUACUUCCAUUGUGUUGAUUCUGCUGGUUCAAGAUGCCUGCCGAUUGUUUAUUAUCAUUUCCUUUCCCUGAGGUAACAAGCGCCGAGCGUAUGUUAUAUACACAAACGCAUAGGUGAGUGUACCUGUACAGGCACAUUCCACACCGGGGAGCACAGACACCUGCACACACGUCAGAUAAGGGUGGUUCAUUAUGGAUGAAUUUGAAUUUUAGUUUUGAUUCUUGCACGUGAAAAUGGAUUCAUUGACUGUUGGAAAUAAAUAUUUGGAACAUGCUUAUUUAAUC
Molecule: messenger RNA, 2290 nt
Organism: Hipposideros armiger (great roundleaf bat)
Lineage: Eukaryota; Metazoa; Chordata; Mammalia; Chiroptera; Hipposideridae
Gene: FEZF1
Product: FEZ family zinc finger 1
Exons: 4
Coding region: 194-1600 (468 amino acids)
Biological process (GO): regulation of transcription by RNA polymerase II
Cellular component (GO): nucleus
Molecular function (GO): DNA-binding transcription factor activity, RNA polymerase II-specific
Source: RefSeq, a predicted model, not a curated record